This is a messenger RNA of Gavialis gangeticus (Gharial), 5213 nucleotides long. It is a transcript of the gene GNA11, whose product is annotated as G protein subunit alpha 11. Gene Ontology annotation, molecular function: G-protein beta/gamma-subunit complex binding; guanyl nucleotide binding; GTPase activity. Gene Ontology annotation, biological process: adenylate cyclase-modulating G protein-coupled receptor signaling pathway; action potential; phospholipase C-activating dopamine receptor signaling pathway. Gene Ontology annotation, cellular component: heterotrimeric G-protein complex. The transcript has 6 exons. The record is from RefSeq and is a predicted model, not a curated record. NCBI's taxonomy places the organism in Eukaryota, Metazoa, Chordata, Crocodylia, Gavialidae. The annotation marks the transcript as partial.
UCUUCUCUUUUUUCUGGUCUUUUUUUUUUUGCAGGCACUGGGGAAAGCGGGAAGAGCACAUUCAUUAAACAGAUGCGGAUAAUUCAUGGCUCGGGCUACUCAGAAGAGGACAAAAGGGGCUUCACCAAGCUGGUGUACCAAAACAUCUUCACUGCCAUGCAGUCCAUGAUCAGGGCCAUGGAGACCCUGAAGAUCCUAUACAAGUAUGAACAGAACAAGGCCAACGCACUGCUGAUUCGGGAAGUGGAUGUAGAAAAGGUCACAACUUUUGAGCAGCCAUAUGUAAGUGCAAUUAAGACAUUGUGGAAUGACCCUGGAAUUCAAGAAUGUUAUGACAGGAGACGAGAAUAUCAGCUCUCAGACUCGGCUAAGUAUUACCUAAGUGAUGUGGAUCGUAUUGCAACCCCGGGAUAUCUACCAACCCAACAGGAUGUGCUACGGGUUAGAGUUCCUACAACCGGGAUCAUAGAAUACCCCUUUGACCUAGAGAAUAUUAUCUUCAGGAUGGUGGAUGUUGGAGGCCAAAGGUCAGAACGACGGAAGUGGAUCCAUUGCUUUGAAAAUGUGACCUCCAUCAUGUUUUUAGUAGCCCUUAGUGAAUAUGAUCAAGUUCUAGUGGAGUCGGAUAAUGAGAACCGAAUGGAAGAGAGCAAAGCCCUCUUUCGGACCAUUAUCACCUACCCCUGGUUCCAGAAUUCAUCUGUCAUCCUCUUCCUCAACAAGAAAGACUUGUUGGAAGACAAGAUCCUGUACUCCCACCUUGUUGACUAUUUUCCAGAGUUUGAUGGCCCACAGAGGGAUGCCCAGGCAGCCCGAGAGUUCAUCCUCAAGAUGUUUGUGGAUUUAAAUCCAGACAGCGACAAAAUCAUCUACUCUCACUUCACGUGUGCCACAGACACAGAAAACAUCCGUUUCGUCUUUGCUGCGGUCAAGGACACCAUCCUACAGCUCAACUUGAAGGAGUACAACCUGGUCUGACCUGCUCUGCCCCUUGCUCCUCCCUUCCAUGGGAGGCCUUGUUGUGAAGAAAAGACAAACCGGAAAAAUUUAAAAAUUACAGGAAAAAAAAUCUUAAUUUUUAAUGAUGUAAUGAUUGCAAAUUGUCUGAUCUGUGGAGUGGCAAGUUUGCUCAGUGUUAUCCUGGAAGUCUCAUGUCUCUGUCCACAGAAUAGUUGAUUUUCAUAUUUUUUAACAAAUUGCUUUUAUUUCACAGUUAAUGGGGGCCAUGCCUCAUUCUUCAGCACCUUCUUCACCCCUUAUUUUUCACCAACAGGCAAGGCGGCCUGAUCUUGGGUUUUUCUUCUGUUGCUAUGUUGUUUUUCUUUUCCCCUUUCCAUUCCCAUGGUAUAUAUAGCUAUAUAUAACUUUCCAGCCAAGAUUGUGAAUUCACUGGACUGUGGGAGCGUGGAAUGUUACUGGUCCCUUUGCCGUGUGCUGUAGGGUGCCUCCGUAAUCGCUAAUCCUGCUUGCUUUCCCUCCUCACCCCUUCCCUUCCCAAGGACACGCUCCAUGGUUCACUGUGAUGAAAUAUCGGAGAAGAACAGUUGCUCUCCAACUCUAGCAAAAAAAAAAAAAAAAAAAGGAAAAGGAAAAAACCACAAAAAAAAAAAGCCAUCACUUUUCCAUUCUUUGUACGAUUUAGUCUGGGUUACUUUUUUUCUUAUCAAUUAUAAAAGGUAUGGAGACUGUGAUUUUUUUUUUUUUAAAUUAUUGAUGUUCUAUACAUAGUUUGCUACAUAUUGCUGUAUUUUGUUCAUGGACUACAAAUGAUGGGAGCUCUUGGAGCAAUAGCUGCUGAGCCUGGGGAAGUGCCUGACUGUAUUUAAAAAAAAAAAAUAGUAGGCUCAAUUUAUGGAAGGAAAACUUUCCCUCUUGAUGAGUGUGGAGCACAAGGCAUUACCUGGGCGACUUCUCUAUGCAGCAAAGAUCAGAAGCACACGGAAUCAUCCUGUGGCAUUUAAAAUCCCAAAUUUUGGCUGAAGCAAAGAUCUUUUGAAAUCUCCUGUGCUGCCCUCUGGUUCUUGCCAACAGCAAGAGAGUCCCAUUAUCACAUUUUUUUUUUUUUUGUGCCAGCGUGUCAUGUGGAUUUGUAAGAAUGCCUUGAUCCUGCCCAGCGCUUGGGUUUUCUAGAAGAAGGACGAGAGUUGAGUGGUGCAGGUUCUGGGAUGUGGGUAGGAUUUUUACUGCUUGAAAAAAGAUUGUGAAGAUAUUUUAGGAGUAGGUGGGAAGCUUUUUCUUUUCUCUUUAUUUGUCCCCCCUUCUUCUCCCCACCCCAGUCCCUGUCUCCCUGUCUGUGCUCCACCUGAGAUGGAUGCUGCUAUGUUUCUCUUUAGAGAAGUGUAGAAUCUCUUUGGAGCACACGCACAGUUGUUUGCUCCAGAGCUGCAGGGUGCCUGAUAACUGGGUACAGAAGUCACUUCUCGAGUGUUUUGCUAAAGCAGGAUCCAGAGAAUCCUGCUGUGGAUAGACAUCUGGCUAGCAGUGGAGUAGAGAAAGUAGCUGGCUUCAUGGAUACAUGCGUAUCGGUGAUGGAGAUUUGUUUUGAAUUCUAGGCGUCAAAUUGAAUUCCACUGAGCAGAAGGGCCCAGAGCACUCAGGUUCAUUAUAGAGAGGCUGCCAGAAGCUCAGGUGAUGGAGCAAAUGUGCCAAGGCUCUGCUGCCUCUUGUAUCUGCCUGGAAGUAGAGUGCAGUGGCAAGGCAAACAGUGAGUAAGAAACAGUAGGAUCCGACUCAACUCUGGCCGUACGUGAAGUCUGGGCUACUCUUAACAAUGUGUUGCAUUGAGUCCAAACUUUCCGGCUAAACCAGAUGCCCCGUCAAUGACAUAUAGGCUGUUGGUGGCUAGAGGCUGAGAAACCCAGUCUCCCAACCUGCACUGUUGAAGAGGGUGUCAAAUAUUUUUGUCGUCUCUUUUGUAGACUUAGCACUACAUCUGUGUUUUGCACAAAACGUUAACAGGAAGCCCUAAGUGCCCCAGAUGCCUUUGACCUGUAACACUAAAUCUGGAGUUCACACUACUUGCCAGUACUCCUGCUUUUUAGGCCUCCUUCGUGUUGUUCAGAGUAGGUGAGGGAGGUCUCUGCUGUAUUUCACAGAGCACUACAAAGGAAAACAAGCUCUUGGGGUAGAUGCCUGGCGUGGCCAGAGAGCUGGUAGCAGAGUAGCAGCCUUGGGACCAACAAGUGAAAUGCCGGGGUCUGCCUGAGAGUUGAUGCUGAAGGCAGGGCAGCAACUGCUUCUAGAAUAGUUACAUUCCUGAUCCCGUAGAAUAUUUGGGAAAAGUGAAGGAAGAAUUCCCUCAUAUGGCAAACAGCUUUGCACCAAUUUUACUGUUUUGUUUUUUUUAUUAUUAUCAUUUUGUCUUUAUGCCAAAAGUAUCCUUUUUUUGUACAAGGUUUUUUCUAUGAAGAGGUUGUUACAGUCCAUCUUGGUUAGUCCAAAUGCCAUUCUUCUGGAGUGGAUGAGGGAGCAGCCCCAUUUACUUCCUUGAUCCUUGUGCAAAUGGUUUGCACAGCAACUGUGGCUGGCUGCAGAACCAGCACUAAAAAAAUUCAGGCUCUUGGAACAAGCUUUCCAGAGGGUCCUUUCCAAGGGUGAUGGUGGCACUUCCCAUUUGAAUCAGAGUUGGUUUUUUGUAGCCUCCUUUUACCUGCCAAGAGAUGUUGACCUGGCACAGAAGGACUGUCUUACCUUGUGUGGAACAGGGUGAAUUUCUCUGAAUUGUGGAAUGCUUCUUGGGCUUUAAAAAUCGGAGCGUGUACUGAACUGUAUUGGUCAGCUGCUUGACCGUAGCAUUGGCCUGGUCACCUCCUUGGCACCAUGACAGCUGGGGCAAUGACAUUAUGUAUAAUGACUAACCCACUGCGUAUUGGUGUAACCUCCUCUGACCUAGAGAAGGAACAAGUCACGCUUGCACCUCUGGAUGGUGCACAGUUGGGUAGAAGAAAAGGCAUUGGGGUUAGAAGAUGAAUGUGCUUUCCAGAAAGAGGAUGGCCUGUCUGCUCUAAGCUGAAUUCGUGAAGCAUGGCUGCAGAACUGGUCCCCUUCUCCACCUCUCUAGUGGCUAACCCCAUGACAAAUGCCUACUGUACUGAAAGUGCCAAACUUCAAACCAGACAUGCCUACAUUUAUUUCUUCUGGCAACGGGUUGGGUCAGGAUUUCCCGCAUACCAGAAGGAGGGAUUGCGGCACUCGGGACAGAAGUCGGGUGAGAUUCUCCUCCCCAGAAUCCCAACCCCACAGCCUGAGGAAACGGUCCCUUGGCCACGCUCCAUUCCCUGUGCACUUUUUUUGUUUUUCUUUUUUUGUCCUGAAGAAACAGGCAAACUCUGACUCAGUUCUGCACUUGAAAAUGGAGAGACCCAAAGUGGGGCCGAGAUCACCCUUUCAUCCUCCCAUCUGCCUGAAUCAUUCUGUAAGGAUUGGCUCUGUGGUGGGCAACCGCCCCUCCCUGCUCCAUCGUGUCGGAUAGCUCCCACCCUUUCUGCCUGUCUCCCCUUCUCCUGAAAUCGGAUUCUUUGGUCUGUUGUUGCUUCCUAGCGAUGUUGGCGUUGCCUUCAGCUACGGUUUUGUUUUAUUUCUGGGGGGGAGAGGGGGGUUAAUUUUAUUCUUUUUAUUUUUUUUUCCAUGUGUUUUAUUACUUGGUAAUUAUUUUUUAAAGAAAAAAUGUGCUUUUUUGGAGUGUGCUGACCAUCGUAUUGUACUAUACAGAACCCAGGUUGUUAGAGUCCAGCAGAGGUAAAGUCUGUACUGCAGCACCCAGUUUUUAAAAGUAUGGUUUGUGCCAAUGCCCCUUCUUUAGUAGUGCCAGAGACUCUUUACAAGUGCCAAUGUGGUGGAAAUUAUUUGGUUAUACUUGUAUAUUAUAGGAUCCUGAUUUAAGACAAUUUAAACAUUAUCCUAUUUAAAAAGAUACUAUAUAAAAUGCUGUUUUUAAACCUUGUCAUUUGAAAUGCAUGUAUUGUUGUGAGUGUCAGGGUGGGAGGGUGGAAACGGGGUGGGGGAAAGGAGUUUCUGAAUAAGCUGCCCGGUGCCCAUUCAGGCUCCAAGCCGUCUCAUUCCAGUCCAGGAGUGUGAUCGUUUCUUGGAACAGCCCACCUCUGGCUUCUGGGCACUGACCCUUAUUGCAGAAAUACCUGAUGGAAAUUGAUUUUCAUAUCUUUCUCCUGAAAUAAAUUCUCUGUUUGAAAUUGGAAUAAAUUUUGUUCCUAAAA